This is a messenger RNA of Staurois parvus, 417 nucleotides long. The record is from the annotation of a GenBank genome assembly. NCBI's taxonomy places the organism in Eukaryota, Metazoa, Chordata, Amphibia, Anura, Ranidae.
AUGCCUGAAGCGGCCAAGUCUGCGCCGGCGCCCAAGAAGGGCUCCAAGAAAGCCAUGACCAAGAUCCAGAAGAAGGACGGCAAGAAGCGGAGGAAGAGCAGGAAGGAAAGUCAUGCCAUCUACAUGUACAAGGUGCUCACGCAGGUCCACCUCAACACCGGCAUCUCGUCCAAGGCCAGGAGCAUCAUGAACUCCUUCAGCCAUGACACCUUCGAGCGCAUCGCCGGCGAAGCUUCCCGCCUGGCUCAUUACAACAAGAGCUCCACCAUCACCUCCCGGGAGAUCCAGACCGCCUGGAGAGCUGGCCAAGCACGCCGUCUCCGAGGGCACCAAGGCUGUCACCAAGUACACCAGCGCCAAGACUUAGACAGGACAAUUCGGAUGGUUGCAGGCUGGUCGGUAAGUUGCGCAGUGUGA